AUGCGACCACGCCAAUCCACGUCCACGUCCGUUGCCAGAGCACUGGACGAGGCCAUGUCGCUGUUCUUCGAAUCACGGUCGGGAGCCAAUCGACGUCAGAUCAUCAUUUUAGCGCAUGACGGAGUGAACACUGACCUUGUAGCAGAGACGUUGGAAGCAGUGUCAAACGUUGAAAAACUUGGAGCCGUUGUAUUCGCUGUGACCGGUAGCUCAAGAGCAAAUGCGUUCGCUCUGCUGGGUUACGCUGGAUCGAGGGAUCGACUGUUUGUCUCAGCGGCUGAUCGAGCCGUUUUUCAAGAGGCCAUGGAUGAGGUAUAA
Ostertagia ostertagi is the source of this 318-nucleotide messenger RNA. NCBI's taxonomy places the organism in Eukaryota, Metazoa, Nematoda, Chromadorea, Rhabditida, Trichostrongylidae. The record is from the annotation of a GenBank genome assembly.